Molecule: messenger RNA, 1121 nt
Organism: Vanrija pseudolonga
Lineage: Eukaryota; Fungi; Basidiomycota; Tremellomycetes; Trichosporonales; Trichosporonaceae
Gene: psmD8-1
Product: putative 26S proteasome non-ATPase regulatory subunit 8
Exons: 4
Coding region: 215-1075 (286 amino acids)
Biological process (GO): proteasome-mediated ubiquitin-dependent protein catabolic process
Cellular component (GO): proteasome regulatory particle; nucleus; proteasome regulatory particle, lid subcomplex
Source: RefSeq, a predicted model, not a curated record
CUCGUCGUCGCAUUCAUCACUUUGUUUGUUCACCACAAUAGAUUGCCCAAACUCGGGCUACCUCUACAGCACCGAGAGAUCAAGCGCUAGAGUUCACUCGACACGGUUAUCCGCACCGCAACAGCUGCAAGGUUUAAUCCACGCCAACGGCAACCUCCUGCAACCCCCCUCUCUCCUCCACCUUCCCUCACCUUCUCUCCUACCACCACCAACCAUGUCCCUCGACUUGCAGCGAUCAGUCGCCGACCUGCAGAAGCGCUUUGACGCUGGCGCCAAGGACGAGGUCGCAAAGCAGGCUUCACAGCUCAAGGUCCAGCUCGUCCGCUCUGGCCUCUACUUUGCCCCUCCCGACGCUGAUGCCAAGGACCUGCUUGCGGCCCGUACCAUUCUCGAGAUCGCGACCUUCAACGCCUUGCGACAGAGCAACCUGACCGCCUACACGCAGUACAACGCUGCCCUCCAGGCAUUCUACGUCAACCUUGCGCGUGUUCUCCCCGCGUCGCCCAACCGCCCCAUCAUUAUCGGCCUACAGCUCCUCGCAAUGCUGAGUGAGGGCAAGUACUCGCAGUUCCACAUGACGCUUGAGGCCCUCCCCGUUAGCGAGCUCGGCGACGUGUUUGUCCGCUGGCCUGUCGACCUGGAGCGCUGGAUGAUGGAGGGCGCGUACAACAAGAUCUACCGUGCCCGCGAACGCGUCCCCCGUGAGGAGUACGCCGUGCUCCUCGACCGCCUGAUGGGCACCAUCCGCGAGCAGAUUGCUCUCACCAUCGAGACGUCGUACCCCUCCCUGCCUCUGCAGAACGCGGCGGCUCUCCUCUUCUUCAAGAGCGGAGAGACUGCGCAGCUCGUCAAGUUUGCUACAGAGCGCGGAUGGGACCUCGAGCCAUCUACCCAGACCUUCACCUUCCCCAAGUCGCCCAUUCCCGACAUUGCCCUCGCUGCCGUUGCCGCCCACGACUCGUCGCGUAUCGCGCUCGACAUUGCGGGUGGAAAGGGUAUCAAGCGCGGCGGUCCCAUGCAGGCCAUGAUCAAGCCAGCGCUUGACCUCGCCCACCAGCUCGAGGCCAUUGUGUAAUUAGACUUGGGGACAAGUAGGUCGGCAGCAGUUGCAUAUGCAUGUA